Molecule: messenger RNA, 2052 nt
Organism: Anneissia japonica
Lineage: Eukaryota; Metazoa; Echinodermata; Crinoidea; Comatulida; Comatulidae
Product: P2X purinoceptor 7-like
Exons: 3
Coding region: 417-986 (189 amino acids)
Source: RefSeq, a predicted model, not a curated record
CAAUGACGGUGACGCCACUUAAUAUCGGAGCGCGGUAUUCGAAAACGAGGCUCGUCAACUAUGUCCCAAAAAAAAAACUGGUGCUACAGGAUUUUGAGCCAGUGUUAAAAGAUAGGGAAUUUCCUAAAAUGUACCGACUUUCAACUGCUUGCAAUCGGUAACCCCGCAAAAAAUCGAGUCAAAUUUUAGGUAUUCCGACGUGAAUUUGGCCGCUCUUUUCAUUUAUAUAGGUUGACGCUUCAGAAAAUGUCUCAGUUUUGUGUAAAAUAACAAUUUGCCCCAGUUUUUAUUUCGGAUUUUUGCGCUGCGAUAGGGAGUCGGCUGAUUCACUCAACCGUAACGAGCUGGUAACGAUAGCCAACAGACGUACAAGGAAAUCAUCGCGAGAGAAAAAUUGAAAGGGUCUUUGAUGCGUUAUGGCGGAAAAUUUUAAUAUAAGACGAGAGAGAGAAAAACAGAGAAGAAAUGCUUAUGCCUUUGAACCUGUUCUACAACAGGAUCCACAACAACAGCAAUUUCAACGACAGCCUUCUAGUAGUAGUAGGCCUAGGCUUAGCAGGUUAAACAAUACUGACUGGUGCAGAUGUGGAAACUGCAGGCCUAUGCCGAAAGAAAAAGAAUGCCUUUGUUGCCAUGAGGGAGAGGAUUUCAGUGAAAAGAUGACAGACGUCGAUUGCAUUUUGAAGAAUGAAUCCUUCAAAAAGGUCUGUUUGGACAAGGAGAUUUUAGAAGUGGUGUUUGCCUCCAGAAAAGAACUGCUUGGAGAGGGUAUUAAUCACGAUGAGCUUAAUAACAGGAACUAUCGACAUAUUGGCUAUCGCUGCUUCAUUUGGUGGGUGUAUAACAGGCUGAAAAAACGUGACAGAAGGGUCAUUCCAUCAUGCUGUGUGUGGGCCAUUAGAGACCAAUUCCCAUCAGUUGAUGGAGACUACACUGGGUUUAUUGAUGCUGUAGCAGAUAAUGAAAUGGACUUUGUGUUUGAAUAAUUACGUGUCAUGUGGAAGAAUUAUUAUAAGUUGUUAUGCAACAGAUCUUUUCCAAUCGAUUCAUUCUUAAAAAUUUAGGCAACGUCUGUUAUCUCUUUUUCUGCAAAAGUUGCCCUUGUCACUCAUGUUAACAAAGGAAAUUUGUUCAGCAUAGACCUAUAUCUUUCAUAUCUGUACCCUGUCAAUUGUGUGUAACAUUCAAAGCUUAGGCUGUGUAUAUUGAAAUUUGUUGUUGCUCUUGAUACAGAUUGAAAAUUCUGUUGUAACAUGGUGGUAUAAAGUUUGUUAUGGUUGCAAUGUACAGUAUGUUCAAAUGCAUUUUGCCUCUGUCUUCCUCGCUCUCGUCUUAUAAUUGAGGCUACUAGUGUAACUUUUUAUUGCCCAUUCUUUACAUUGGUGUAAAGUUAUACAUUAAAUAUUUUGAUAAGAGUAUUUUAACUGUAGUGAUAUACUGUAAUACCUGACUGCUUUAGUGCUGCUCAUUUCAUUUUCUGUGUAUAGUAAAAUAAAUACUGUAUAUAUUUUAGAGAAAAUAUACUUGAAAUAAAUUGUUCACAAUGUACAAAUAUGUAAAAUUUGGGUUUUAAAAUGUUUAUUUACUGUGGUAACACCUGUAUUCUUGAAGUUUAAUUUACAGUAAUAAUCGUACCAAGUCAAGCACCUAAAAUAGGGAUGUUGAAUACACUAUAUUUUAAUAUGAAGUCUUUGACUUGUUGGCAAAUCUUUUGAUACAACAGUAGAAAAUAAUUAACACUUGAAAAUUAUUUUAUUUGUGGAUUAAAACCUCAUAAAAAGUUGAAUCCAAAAUGGCAUUGGUAAAUUGUUUAACUUGAUUUGGAUUACAGAUUAUUAUUUGACAAAAAACACAACUGGCAUGUGAAAUAAGAUUGACUUAAAAAUUAUCCAAAUCAGGCAAGUUUACUACAGAAUGCUAUUACCAUAUACAAAUAUUCUACACAGCUACUAGUAAUUAUGGUAAAUUAUUAUGUGUUCAAGACAUUAGUACAUAAUAAAUAAAUCAGUACAGUAUAUAGCAUACUGUAUAUUUAAAUUUGCAAAAUACUGG